Molecule: messenger RNA, 3024 nt
Organism: Scleropages formosus (Asian bonytongue)
Lineage: Eukaryota; Metazoa; Chordata; Actinopteri; Osteoglossiformes; Osteoglossidae
Gene: wdr27
Product: WD repeat domain 27
Exons: 25
Coding region: 96-2561 (821 amino acids)
Molecular function (GO): protein binding
Source: RefSeq, a predicted model, not a curated record
CUCUCAAGCAGUGACACAAACAGGAUCCCAUGAAAUUCAUUUAAGCCUUUUCCAGGUUUUCACCCACAGCCAGGUAGAGGAGCGGAAAGGAGGCCAUGUGGGGUCACAGCGGUGAGAAAUCGCUAGAGGAUGAGUGUCCUGUGGUCACAGAGAGAUUCGCUUCAAGCUGCGGCGUCCUCGUGUCCCGUGUCCAGCUUGCCUGCUGCCCCACUCACUGUGCCUACCCAUGGCAGGGCAAGGAACUGCGAGUCCAUAGCACCACUCACCAAGAGCUGGAACCCCUCCAUCUCAUUGGUCACCACGAGAACAUCUCUGCUGUGAUUUUUGGAAAUGGGACGAAUCCACUCACCCUCUAUUCUGCUUCUAGAGAUUACAUCAUUUCAUGGGACAUUGAACGUUGUUACAGCAGUGCGGAAAAAGGUGUGAUAGCACAAGGCACGGUUAUUGGGACGCUGCUGGGCAAUGUUCACCACCUGUCUAUGUGUCCUGGCGACAAGAGGGCGGCAGCGUGCGUAGCGGACAAAAUAUACAUUCUGAGCACCAAGAAAGAGGAAGUUCUGCAGGUGCUGGAAGGACACCUGGGCAGUGUGACAUCUGCAGAGUUCUGCUCUUGGGAUGAAAACAUCGUCAUCUCUGUUUCGGAGGACAGAACUUUUGUGGUGUGGGAUUUGAUAAAGGAAGACAUAAUUUAUCAGUCUGCAGUACUUUCAGCAUUUCCAUUGCUCAGCUUGAAUCUUUGUGAGGAGAACAGGCAGCUCAUUAUUGGCUCUGCUGAUGAACAGGUAUGGUGUUUCACCCUCCCAGAUGACCACAAGUGCUGCUUGGUGAGCAAGACUGACCUCCACAAAGUGGCGCAGAGGCGCCAGAAGCUUUUAGAUGGCAAAACUGAGCAUGCAGGGCGACCCCAGAGGAAACACACAGAUGGCAUGGAGACGUCAAAGCCGGUGCUGAGAAUUGCAGCUUUCAGGCUGUGGCUCGAUUCCUCCGAAAAGCAGGACAGGAGCAGAAGCUGUUUCUGGAUGGGUAGCUACGAUGGGUUGUACCUCAUCAACAUGGCCACUUCUGAGCUCUACUCGGCACUCGUUCUUAGAGACCACACAAACUUGAGCAUCUCAAUGGCGGCAUCUUGGACCAUCGCUUACAGGGAAAAUGGAAAUGCGCUGUGCAUGGUGGCCUCUCUAUUUGAUCCCUGCGUGGCAUUGUUGGAGGUUCGGGUCCAUGGGCUCCUGGAUAGUCACAGCGGUCUCUCUGGGCUUGAGAAUCUAUCUGUGAUACCAAGUACACCGCCAAUGCCGGAGUCACCUUUGAAAGCAGAGCUAAUAAGGAAGGAUUCCCGGAACACUUCCAAAAAAACAGAUGUGAAAGGUGGCGUGAAGAAUCACCCUCUUGUCUUCCACUCCUGCAUAAAGUCAUCAGGAUACACAGCACCUAACCGAAGGACCAUGUUUAACCCUGAGACAAACAAGAAGAAUAAUCCAAGGCCUGUAAAGAGCAAGAAAACAAAUGGACGUCUCUUUGUGGACUACCCAGCAAACACUGCUGCACCAAGCGUGCUGCAUGCCCAGCUGAGUAUGGCCGACAGACCCACUCCUAUCUGCAGCCUUCAAUAUUCAGGGGAUGGAAAACAGAUCCUGUGUGGUCUCAGAGAUGGAUCAGCAUUGUUAUACAAGUCCUCUUUGGCUGAUGCCUCAACCAUUUAUACAGGUCACGAUGGCCCUGUGAGCACCGUGGGGUGGUGUCACAGCCGCCAGUGGUUCCUGACUGCGGCUGAGGACCGUACUCUCAAGGUCUGGCCCGCUGGGGUUCAGGAGCCUGCGCUUACUCUGGGCAGCGACCGAUUCCCCAUGCCGGUCAAGUGUGCUCAGUUUUUCUACCUGGACAAGUUCCUCCUCCUGGCUUCAGCCUCUACCUUGUACUUGUACCUUUACCACCUGGAUGUGGCCCGCGAUGACAUAAGAAGGUACCAGCAGAAGAGCCUGGUCAAACUUGCCGGAACUUUUCAGACCAGUACAGGGACCAACAUCACUUGUGCUACUGCCAUCAAUGAGUUCUACUCGUACAUCGUGCUGGUGUGUGGGAAGGACCGCUCUGUGACAAUAUUUGACAUGAACACAGGAAGCAUCUCUGCAUCCAUACCUGACAGCCACACGAAAGCGGCCCAUCAUAUUUCUCAGAACAAGGGUUCCAUGUUUUGCUCACAGGACGCGGAGAGUUACAACCUAUUCCUCACCAGUGCCAUAACAGAUGGAGUCAAGCUCUGGGAUAUGCGAACUCUCAGGUGUGCCCGUCGCUUUGAGAGUCAUCAAAAUCGAUGUCACCCCUGUACCGCUGCCUUCUCUCCCUGUGGGCGCUACAUAGCUACAGGCUCUGAAGAUAGCUGUGCCUACCUGUAUGAUAUCCGAAGCAGUGGCUAUCUGCACAAACUGCAGAGGCACUCGGAUGUUGUCCUAAACGUAGCCUUCAACCCCUCGGCUCCUGAGCUGUUGACUGGGACUCUGGAUGGGAAGCUGCAGCUGUUCAGACCCAGCGAUGGAGCCGCCGUCUCCGCAACUGGAAGUUAAAGCAGGAAAUCACGGCGAGGUGAAGGCUGAAUUCGCCUGAGUGUUGCUGUUUUUAUUUUUCAUUGCGUGCGCGUGCUUUGUAAACCGUUGAUGGGAUUUCUUAAAACGUCCACAAAGUAAAAAAAAUGACAAUUUCAAGUUGAAGUCUCUUUUACUAAAUCACAGUAGUGUUUUUUUUCAUAGACUUGUAAUUGGAAGGUUCCUAGUUCGAAUCCCUCUUCCCACUGAGGUGCCACAGAGCAAAGUUUUCGUCCUGGAUUGCUCUCGUAAAAAGUACAGAGUUUUAUGCAUGGGUGAAAAAACAUCUACAUUUUCGUUUACAUUUAUUCAUUUAGCGAACGCUUUUCUCCAAAGCGAUUUGCAAUGAAUACUAAGUAGUGCUCAGCUGACACUUUUUCAUCGAAAGUAACUUACCCUGCAAGAUACACUACCUAGUACACUCAUAAACACCGUAGUACAGUAG